Molecule: messenger RNA, 2153 nt
Organism: Paecilomyces variotii
Lineage: Eukaryota; Fungi; Ascomycota; Eurotiomycetes; Eurotiales; Thermoascaceae
Product: putative MFS efflux transporter
Exons: 1
Coding region: 325-1821 (498 amino acids)
Biological process (GO): transmembrane transport
Cellular component (GO): membrane
Molecular function (GO): transmembrane transporter activity
Source: RefSeq, a predicted model, not a curated record
UCUGACCAAGCCGAUAACACACCGUAAGAUGCUGAUUUCCAGUGACAACUCUUUCUUGGUCUCCACCGACGUUCUGGGCCAUUUCUUCCAUCGGAAAUGCAAGUGUCCCUGGCCAGCUUUGCUUGGGAUGUCGGAAUCCAUUUUCCAACCCUAAUUUUAUAUGGACGAGAUGUCCUGUCGCCGUGUCUUUUUGGACAUUCAUGGUUCAUCUGUCCUUUCUCGAACCCGAUAGCUCCUAUGGCCUAGGGAUGUCCUGUCGUUAACGACCGUUACUAUUCAUUAGUGUUUAAUGAUUUCUAUUUUAUCAGUUACCACCGCCAAAAAAUGUCAUCAUACACUGGCCUAGGUGCCUUAAUCGAGCUGGAGAAAACUCCCAGCAUCACGAAUCCAGCAGCUGUUGUCCGCAAAGACAAGCAGGGUAUUGCCAGUACACCUUCCGACCAUGAACUGGAUCAAAUGCAAUGGGGAAAGCCUAUGAAGGGGCCCACUGUCACUGUUCAAGGUGCUCACACGCCUCUGACUCCUAGUGAGUUGGAAUCGAGUAACCCGUCUACUCCAACAGGGAAGGGAGCCGUGGACUUGGUCCAGAGCAUAUUUAAUCCACCAAGAAACAAAUGGAGGCUGUUGAGCGUAUGCUUCAUCAACUUCGCCAACGGGCUGAACGACAGUGCUCCUGGUGCGCUUAUUCCCUAUAUUGAAAAAGAUUACAACAUCGGAUAUGCUAUCGUGUCCCUGAUUUUUGUCACCAAUGCAAUCGGCUUCAUUAUCGCGGCGCCUUUCACCCAUGCGCUUGAGUCUAAGUUGGGCCGCUCGAGAUGUUUCAUUCUAUCGCUCUCACUGCUUGCAACUGCAUAUGUGAUCAUUAUAUGCAAGCCGCCUUUCCCGGCGAUCGUGGCAAGCUUCUUUCUCCUAGGUUUCGGGAUGGCUAUCAACCUUGCCCUGGGCAAUGUCUUCUGCGCCAACCUUUCCAACAGCACCGCUGCGCUUGGUGGCAUGCAUGGAAGUUAUGGUAUUGGAGGUGUGAUAGGACCCCUGGUCGCAACUGCCAUUGCUUCACAUGGUGUCCGAUGGUCCUUUUACUAUGUUCUCAACUUGGCGACCGCACUGUUUAAUCUUGUUUUCUCGGCCUGGGCCUUUAAAGGCUAUGAGAAGGAAUCAUCCGUGCGGCUCAUAACAGCGCUUCAGAAAACGGCAUCCCGCCAAGAGACGACAGAAGAAGAAGAAGGUACCAGCAAGAAGGGCCUGCUGAAGCAGGCUGUGAAAAGCAAGGUGACCCUCCUGGGCGCCUUGUUCAUCUUCGCUUACCAGGGCGCCGAAGUUUCGACGUCCGGCUGGGUCGUGUCUUUUCUUAUCAGCUAUCGCAAGGGGGAUCCCUCCAAGGUCGGAUAUGUCAGUGCUGGUUUUUGGGCGGGUAUCACCCUUGGCCGUUUUCUGCUGUCGCACCCGGCGCAACGCAUCGGAAGGAAACUUGCCGUCGUGGUGCUCGUUGCUGGCUCAGUUGCGUUUCAGUUGAUGACAUGGCUGAUCCCCAACGUCAUUGGCGAGGCCGUAACCGUUGCUAUCCUGGGGUUGCUUUUGGGUCCCAUCUAUCCCUGUGCGACUGCUGUCUUCAGCAGUCUCCUUCCUCGCAAUAUCCAGAUGUCCAGUUUGAGUUUCAUCAGUGCGAUGGGGAGCAGUGGUGGAGCAGUGGCACCUUUCUUGACCGGUCUGCUCGCUCAGCGCGCUGGGACUUUUGUCUUGCACCCCAUCUGCAUCGGCUUGUAUGGUGUUAUGGUGGUCGGUUGGGUGUGCUUGCCUCGGCUUCCCAAGAGGUCCGAGUAAUGCACUUCGACUUCAGAAGCGUUGCAGUUAUGCUUCUUACCAAGCAAUUCUACUAUGAGGAGAAAAUUUAUGGGAGUUGUGGCUUUGGCUCUUAUAGAAGUUUCUCAUUUACAAGGAUGAUAUCAGCUGAGCUGGCCUUGUGAUUCCCAGUAUAGAUGGGUUUAUGACGGCGUUAACAGAGGUAUUGAGUCUAUGCGGAAUGGAAAAAGAAGGACUUUAUUCCUAGAUUAGAAGCUUGCGACUAUAGAUACCAUUUAGAAUUUAGAUAGACUUGGGAGUUUCCCUAAUGAUGAGUGUUUUUUUUAUUUUAUUUUUAUUUUUCUCUCUCUUCG